Messenger RNA from Hypanus sabinus (Atlantic stingray), 5419 nucleotides. Its product is annotated as NACHT, LRR and PYD domains-containing protein 3-like. Lineage: Eukaryota; Metazoa; Chordata; Chondrichthyes; Myliobatiformes; Dasyatidae. The transcript has 10 exons. Gene Ontology annotation, cellular component: cytoplasm. The coding region runs from base 1680 to 4679 and encodes 999 amino acids. The record is from RefSeq and is a predicted model, not a curated record. Gene Ontology annotation, molecular function: protein binding.
CUUCUAGUCCGUGCCGAUCACUUACUCACACCUAUCCAAACUGACCUGCACUCAGCCUAUAACGCUCCAUUCAUUUCCUGUCCAUAUACCUGUCAAUUUUUACUUUAAAUGACAAUACCGAACCUGCCUUUACCACUUCUACUGGAAGCUCAAUCCACACAACUACCACUCUCUGAGUAAAGAAAAUACCCCUCGUGCUACACUUAACCGUUUGACCCUUAACUCUCAAAUCAUGUCCUCUUGUUUGAAUCUCUCCAAUUCUCAAUAAAAAAUACUAUCCACGUCAACUUGAUCUAUCCCCCUCAUUAUUCCCUAUCAAGUCCCCUCUCAACCUUCUAAGCUCCAAAGAAUAAAGAACUAACUUGUUCAAACUUUCCCUGUAACUUAGGUGGUGAAACCCAGGUAACAUUCUAGUAAAUAUCCUCUGCCUCUCUAUUUUGUUGACUUCUUUUCUAUAAUUCAGUGACCAGAACUGUACACAAUACUGCAAAUUUGGCCUCACCAAUGACUUGAGCAAUUUUACCAUUACAUCCCAACCCCCAUACUCAAUGCUCGGAUUUAUAAAGGCCAACAUACCAAAAGCUUUCUUCACCAGCCUAUCCACAUGAGAUUCGAAAAAAAAUAUAUUGAGGCUCCAGUCGGUCUUGAACUCACAAACUCGUGGUAUAACAAAACCAGUGCUUUAAUUCACAAAAAAAACAAACAGCCCCAUCCAGUAACGUACUUGUCAAUCUCCUCCUCACUCUUUCGAGCUGAAUACCAUCCAUCCUCUAGAUUAACAAUUGCAACUGUAUGUAAAGCUCUCUCAGCGUGUCUUUAAGUUUAGCUACUAGAAAUGCACGCAAGACUCUUCAAUUGCCAAUGACUUGUAUAGUUGUUCCAUGACGAUCAUCAUCCAGGAGACGGGACGGGACCCAGGGGACCAGGCUUCAGGGGCUCAAUGUUAUGGUCAGUCUGUAACCCAGGGGAAUGGACAUUGUUCAUCACAAGGCAAUGGUCAAUCUUUGACCCAGGGGACUGGACAUUGUUCGUCUCAAGGCAAUGGUCAGUCUGUGACCCAGGGGACUGGACAUUGUUCGUCUCAAGGCAGUGGUCAGUCUGUGACCCAGGGGACAAGACAGUGUGUGACAAAGCAAACAGAGAACGUGUUACCUACAGGAUCGGACCAUGAGUAAUGCAAUGGCGUGUCUGUGUGUGACACAGGUGACUGGACAGUUUGUGAUCCAAGUGAUUUAUGUUUAUUUAUGCUUGAUGAUCCCAGUGAUAAUUCCCGGUAUCACCUGAUGCCGUUCCAUUAAUAACCGUUGGUUAUCAGGGCAUUCAACUAAUGCGUAUUCCGAUAACAGUAUUACUGUGUCUAUACACUUCUUUUUCUGGGAGUGGAUGUGUCCAGACACUGGUUUGUCGUGAUGGUCACCUAGCAGGAAGUGUGGUUCACAUUCACCAGCACAGUCCCACUCCAAAUCUAGUCAGUCAGAGUCUCGGCUUCAUUGCAGACACCCAUUGUGAAACCUUGUUCGAGUAUAAAUCACUCCGAACCUGCUAUUCAUCAUUCACUUCCGAUGGGAAAUUAAAGCGGGUACGAAAAGUAGUCAAGAGGUUUUUACUAGGCAACUCACCGAGGGAAGAUCAUCGGGACGCGGGAAGCAAGGUACCAAAACAGGGUCAGAUUGAGAGCAAUGUCACAAUGGAAUGUGACAGCCGCAGCGGAGGAGGAGCAAAGUCAGCCCGUAGACAGUUACGUCAGAGACACCGAGCAGGACCUUGGAAAUGGCACAAGCGAGGCGACUGCCUGUCAGCUCGGAAGCUCACUGAACACGGAGUUGUCAACUCCCAAACAAGAAGCGGAGCCAGAGUUUACAAUCUCCGACCUCCUGGCAGAGGGGGGCGAGUAUCGACUGUACCAGCUGACAAAAUUCUACAGGGACAGACUCAAACAAGCGAUUGAAGAAAAGGUUGAAAGACUCGGUUGGAUGUUGACAAAGGAGGGACAUUUCAGUAGAGAAGAAAAUGAGAAAGUCACUGAGCUGACAGAGAAGGGAAACCGGGCAGAGAGUUCCAGACUCUUCCUCAGUUUGGUGAUGGGCAAAGGCUCCCGGGCCCGGAGGGCGAUGUGGGAAUCCUUUGUGACAUGGAGGACUGAGUUACCGAAGUUGGACAGAAUACUGAGGGAAGUACAGGAGCUCGGUCCUGAUCCACAAGAAUACAUGGACAUCGGCCAAGUGUUAUCUGAGUUACCCUCUCAUCUGAUAGAUGUUCAGCAGAAACACAAGGAGACUCUGAGGGCACAAACUGAAACACUGAGAGUGAACACGAUCCUGAUGAGGGAGAAGGUGAAGGUUUUCAAGCUGGUUGAUCGAUACGCUGAGCUCACGGUCAUUUCUACUGUUCGAGAUCGGACACUGGUGGAACAUGAGCUGCUGGCAAGAGGCAGAGACCAUGAGGAAUUGAGAGAGAACCAUCUCCGCCGAAAGCUGGAAAAAAUCCGGACUGAUCAGUUGUUCCAGAGUAGCUUUUCCCGGAGUAAAUCCAAAUCUGGGAGCUCGGCAGCAGUGGCUGGAGUCCCGGGGAUUGGGAAAACAACAAUGAUACAAAAGAUUGUUUAUGACUGGGCCACGGGGAAAAUAUACCAACAGUUCCAGUUUGUAUUCAGUUUCAAAUUCCGGGAUUUAAACACCAUUAACUGCAGAAUAAACCUGAAGGAACUGAUUCUGGAUCAGUAUCCUUACUUUGGGAAUAUCCUGAGAGAGGUCUGGAAGAACCCAGAGGGAUUGCUGUUUAUAUUCGAUGGUUUGGAUACAUUCAAUGACAGAAUUGAUUUUUCUGACAGUCGCAGAGACACAGAAACUCAGUCCACAUGCACAGAUCCUGAAUUCAAGUGCAAGGUGUCUGACAUUGUGUACAGUUUAAUCCAGGGCAAGCUGCUCCCAGGGUGUUCAGUGCUGGUGACCACCCGUCCCGCUGCGUUACAUUUAUUGAAAAAGGCUCGGAUUAGUGUCUGGGCCGAAAUUCUCGGAUUUGUUAGUGAGGAACGGAAGGAAUAUUUCAUCAGGUAUUUUGAAGAACAUACGAUGGCAGCAGCUGUUAUCAAACACGUGGAAGAGAACGAGAUCCUGUACACCAUGAGCUACAACCCCUCCUACUGCUGGAUCCUUGCUCUGGCACUGGGCCCCUUCUUCACACAAAGAGUCAGGGACCCGCAGCGAGUACCCAAGACCAUCACCCAACUGUACUCCUACUAUAUUUACAACAUCCUGAAAAACCACGGCCGUGAGAUUGAGAACUCCCGCGAUGUGUUUCUCAGGGUUGGUCAGAUGGCCUUCAGAGGAGUGUCCGAGAAGAAGAUUGUGUUUACAGAUGGAGAUUUGAUCAAGUACAAUCUGCAGUCUUCCCAGUUCCUGUCCGGGUUCCUGAUGGAGCUUUUGGAGAGAGAGGAUUCUGCCCGGGGCAUAGUGUACACAUUCCCACACCUCACCAUCCAAGAGUUUGUAGCUGCAGUCGCACAAUUCCUGAAUCCACAUCCCGGGGAUAUCCUGAUAUUCCUUACUGAAGCCCACAACACGACAGAUGGGCGAUUUGAAGUAUUUCUCCGUUUUGUUGCUGGUCUUUCCUCCCCAAUGAUAGCUCGGGGCCUGGAGGAGUUUCUGGGUCCAUUUACUCAUGAAACAACCUGCCGGGUGAUUGACUGGGUGAAGGAGGAGGUUAAACGCCAGAGUGGAAACACGAGGAGUGAAUCUGGUAAAAGGAGCCUCCUGAACAUAUUGCACUACCUGUUUGAGUCUCAGAAUCGUGGACUGGCUCAGGCCGCACUGCGAUCUGUGGAAACACUUUCAUUCAGUGGAAUCACACUAACCCCGAUUGACUGCGCGGUCCUGUCUCAUGUCAUCGGACUCUGUGAUACAAUAAAAUACCUCAACCUAGAGUACUGCCACAUUCAGUGUGAAGGAACCCAGCGGCUGGGACCCGGGUUGUACAAGUGCCGGGAGUUGAGACUUGGGGGGAAUCAGCUGGGAGAUUCAGGACUGAAACUGGUGUCUGCGACUCUGAGGAACCCCGAGUGUAAAAUACAGAAACUGCGGCUGGACAAUGUCGGUCUCACAGAUUCUGGUGCCGAGGAACUCGCCUCAGCUCUCAGUACAAACCCAUUACUGUCGGAGCUGGACCUGAGUUUUAAUAAACUGGGAGAUUCAGGAGUGAAACUGGUGUCUGUGGCUCUGAGGAAUCCGGAGUGUAAAAUACAGACACUGUGGCUGACCCAUGUCGGUCUCACCGAUACGAGUGCCAAGGAUCUCGUCUCCGCUCUCAGUACAAACCCAUCACUGACGGAGCUGUACCUUAGUGAUAAUAAACUGGGAGAUUCAGGAGUGAAACUGGUGUCUAUGGCUCUGAGGAACCCGGAGUGUAAAAUACAGGCUCUGCGUCUGGGGAGUGUCGGUCUCACAGAUUCUGGUGUCGAGGAUCUCGUCUCCGCUCUCAGUACAAAACCAUCACUGACGUGGCUGAACUUGGGAUCAAACUCGCUGACAGACCGAUCUGUCCCCGCUCUCCGCCACCUCAUACUGACCCUCCCGAGUCUGGAGUGGAUCGGGCUGCACUGGAAUCGGUUCAGUGAGGCCGAGGGGAAUAAACUGAGAUCUUUGCGGGGACUCAGACCCGGACUGAUAGUAGUGGAUCUGUGAACAUCUGGCCUUUAACCUUUAUCUUACCUGGAACCCAGACCCGGACUGAUGGUGGAUCUGUGAUCCUGUGAACAUCUGAAUGUGUGAACAUCCCCGCUCGCGGGAUGGGGACAUUUUGACAGAUUCCACACCCUCCAUUUUAACUCCCGCCGUUACAUUUAAUGGCCGUGAUCCAGGUGUGAUUCCCAACGGUUUUAACGGAACUGGCUCCAGUCUCGCGCUGUGUGUUGUUCGUUGUGAUCCUGCACUGACGUAUAUCUCCUCCGGUCCAGCACCAGCUUCCGCCGGAUGUGCGGGUUCAAGACUCCCCCACGCGAGACCCCGGGGUAUUACACAGGCAGGAAGAACCCGGGGGCGGGGCUUAGUCUGGGACACCGGUAUCCCAGGGUGGGAUUAUCCCCGGAGAGAAUCCUUUUGCUCCCUUUGCUGAGGACGGUGCAUUCUGCAGCCUGGCCGAUAUAAUGAUGUUAAAUGGACAAAUCCCUCGGCAGUGACCCUGGAUCUGCAGCGAUCCCGGACACGGCCCUGAAGUGUGAUUUGAUAAUCAUCGGUUCCCCGAUGCAGAGUGACGGUGAGAAACGGGACUGAUUAUUCAACCGGUCAAUCGUUGUCGCCGGCCAGUUAAUUGUGUGUGAGUGUGAGUGAGUCGGGAGCAGCUUAUUUAUUCCCGCACGUCAGCAGCUCACUCGUUGUUUAAUUUAUAUUUGUCAUGAUGAAAUCAAUAAACCGCUGUAACUUUC